Messenger RNA from Camelina sativa (false flax), 1157 nucleotides. RefSeq lists its product as uncharacterized. The record is from RefSeq and is a predicted model, not a curated record. Lineage: Eukaryota; Viridiplantae; Streptophyta; Magnoliopsida; Brassicales; Brassicaceae.
AAUUUGAAGAUGAUGUAUUAUUGAUCUUGCAAAAUCAAAUCUUUCAAUUUCGAGAUCCAGAAAAAGUCCAUCUUCACCUUUUCUCAAAUUCGCUCUACUCAGCUAUUUUUUUCCCGCUCCACCGCAUCUCUACGGCGAAUGGACUCACCAAUUCAGCCGUCAGCGAGUGCCAUAGAAGAAGACGAAGAUUUCGAACGUUUCCACGACAAUGGCUUCGUUUACAAACGAAAAAAACGAUGCUGUAUCGCCGACGCUGAAGAAACCUCAAAACCGCCGGAUCCAGAAUUAGAUCGGGUGGUAGAGGAGAGAAAUCUAAGGAUACGGAAGAAUAGAACACUGAAGAAGCUCAAAAGGAAGCAACAGAGUGAGAUCGAGCUGUGGUUGAUUUUAUCGAACAGUUCGAAUGCAAUGCAAGAGAAAGCAGAUCGGUUUCGAACGACGCAACGAGGAGAAGAGAGGUUAAACGCGGACGAAACGAUGUCGUUUCCUGAGUCCUCUACAACAGAAGGAGCUCGAGAAUUUGGCGGAGGAGAUGCUUCUGCGCCGUCGUCUAUGCUCGACGAACUUCUGUUUAUGGCGGAAGCACAAGAAGCGGUGAUCAACCACUACUUGAAACAGUGUGAAGUUGCAGAGAACUUAUGUAGAAUUGAAGAAGAAGAGAAGAAACAGUCCUUCUUUGAUCUUCCCAUAUGGAGCUCACCAACGGAUCUAAUGACGUCGCUUUGUGAUACUGAUUAAACCCUUAAAUUAGUCAUCUUUUGUGGUUUAUCUGAGCUCUCUCUCUCUCUCUACCUUACGUUACUUUUGUACAAUGCGUUGUGUUGCAAUUGUAGAGUGAUUCUCUGUCUUAGGCUUAAUUAGGGGGUGUUCUGUGUUCAGUCUAUGAUUAGGUUUCGGUUUUGGCAUUUUCGUCAGUUAUUAUAUCCUCUUAAUUUUCAUAAAAGCUUUGCUUCGUUUCAGGUUCGGGGUUUGGAUAUGGAAAAUUGUGAAUCCAUUUAAUAUAUGGUAUGUCUUUUUGAUUUUGGUUAUUUGGGUUCAGGUUAGUUCGUCUCUUUAGAUUGAAUACCCUCUCGGAAGCUCAACAAUUAUGUAUCUAUUUUUGCCUUUGCCUCGAGAUGUUUGAUCACAAUGUUUUAAGGAAAACACAAGUAAUUAUA